UGUUCCAACACAAGCUCUUUAAUUGGCUUCUGAGUAAUACACCUCCUGCUAAAGGAACCAGUUGUCUUUUAUACUUAAUGAGAGACUUUUCAAGAGCUUUAGAAGCGAAGAAAUUGUAGUAUCCACCAGCUGGAUGUUUACUCGUGUGAGAAGUAAAGCAGUUGUCCUGACCACAGGCACAGUUGAUAUUUUUCUGUUUGGGCACUAAGUGGUUCUGAGACCAGGCCUCACCUGUGUACCAAUGAGAGCUGCUUGCAAGUUGAGAUGCUGUUCUGGAAAAUGCAAAUGACCCACACCCUUUGAUAAGCCCAAAAGGACCAUGGGAUCAAUUAACAUAGGAAAGGCUGCCACAUUGAAUGAAUUGCUACAUGCCAGCAUCGAUACUAUCGCGAUGGAGUUAAGCUGCGAUAUCUUUCACAAACAGCCUUAUACUCUGCUGCAUCUGUUUCAGAAUUUACUCCAGCUCCAGAAUUUCAAUACGCUGAUGGCUGUCGUAGGAGGCUUAAGCCACAGUGCCAUAUCCCGCCUGAAGGAAACUUGCUCACACCUUGCUCCGGAAGUUACAAAGGUCUGGAAUGAAAUGACCGAACUAGUCUCCUCAAAUGGGAAUUACUGCAACUAUCGGAAGGCCUUUGCUGAAUGUGAGGGCUUCAAGAUUCCGAUCUUGGGAGUUCACUUGAAAGACCUGAUUGCCGUCCAUGUAGCUUUCUCGGACUGGAUAGAUGAUAAUAAAGUGAACAUUGUUAAAAUGCAGCAGUUGUAUGUUACAUUUAAUGAACUGGUUUCACUUCAGGAUGCAAAUCCGCAUUUAGAACCAAAUAUGGAUUUAAUACACCUGUUGACGCUUUCCCUGGAUUUAUACUACACAGAGGAUGAAAUCUAUGAAUUAUCGCUACUUCGAGAACCUAGGAAUCCUAAAUCGACGCCUAGCACCCCAACCACUCCGAACAAACAUGUGGCACUUGUAGACUGGGCACCUGGGCUGACACCAAAGCCAGAUCCCACUGUCAUCAAUAAGCACAUCCGCAAGAUGGUUGAUUCUGACAGGAAGGGUGUUAUGAAUAGCACAUCCUGUUUGUGCUGCAGCAGGCCCCUGUGCCUUCCUCUUUCAUUACCUCACCUUCCUUCCAAUUUCCUUCCCAAAUCACUAACAUUCUUUUUGUUCUCUUUGCAGCUUUGGGGUCUAAUCAAACAGGGAUACAAGUGUAAAGACUGUGGUGUGAAUUGUCAUAAGCAAUGCAAGGACCUGUUAGUGUUAGCAUGCCAGAAGCUGCCCAAGAGUUCCUCUUUGGAACGUACUUCACCACCUCCACACUCACAUGGCUCUCUGCCCAGCAGCCCAGCAACACACUCCUGUGGAAAUGUUCAAGAUGGAGCAGUGUUCAAUUUCCCCCAGAGUAGCAGAAACCAGGCUGUCGACGGCAGGUCAAUCACACUAAUGACUGGCUCAGCUCAGAAGAUUUCUGUACGUUUACAGAGAGCUACGGCCAGUCAGGCCACACAGACAGAGCCCCUGUGGCACGAGAGUGGGUGGGCUACUGGUGACUCAGGCUCACAUACCUUCCCAAAAAUGAAGUCAAAGUUCCAAGGGAAAGAGGGAAAGGACAGGGGCUUUGCCAAGUGGGAAAAUGAGAAACCCAGCACAUGUGCCAAAACAGAAGAGGAACAUGAGCUACUACAGAAUGGGAUAGAGACAGAGGAAGAGCAGUGAAAGUGCAUUACUCAAGGUAAAACAUUGAGAACUCUCAGUACAGCCCAAAGUGCCAUCAGAGUGAAUAACUGGCCAGCGCUACUAAGUUUAUGAAGUUACAGUUAUCAUAGUUUAUUUAACCAUUGUGUAACUGCUUUGUGUACUUGUCUUUGUCAUUUUUCAUAAAGUACAUCAUUUCCAAGCCUCUUUCUUGCAAGUAUCAUUAAAAUGAUAAACAUUUGUAUAAAAUGCCAUACCUAUUGCUGCUUCACUUGCCUGUGCCCAUUACACCUCAACUCCAUCACAGCUGCGACAUCAUCCUGGCAGCUUAUCAGAUUUCAUGCACAAAUUCCAUAGUCCUGGAACAGCAAACAACCACAGUUCAACGUGUUGGAAAAGUGCAAAUAUUGUGGUGGGCACCUACAACUUCAACAAGAAACCCACAAGCAACUCAGCAAACAUCAGCAAUCAAAACAACUUGAACCUGGAAAAUGAUUCCAAAUUAAUUAGAAAAUUCCUGUGGCUGCUAAUGUUUUCUAUUUGGGUUUUCCCAUUGAAAGUAACUGGAAGUUAAUUGUGCAAAACUUGAAGCACAGCUUCAUUUUUUUUUGCUGAGAUUAAUACUUACAGCACAUUACAUGUGUAACAAAUAAAACUUUAACCACAUUACA
Molecule: messenger RNA, 2361 nt
Organism: Rhincodon typus (whale shark)
Lineage: Eukaryota; Metazoa; Chordata; Chondrichthyes; Orectolobiformes; Rhincodontidae
Product: RAS guanyl releasing protein 3 (calcium and DAG-regulated)
Exons: 9
Coding region: 320-1711 (463 amino acids)
Biological process (GO): positive regulation of GTPase activity; Ras protein signal transduction
Cellular component (GO): plasma membrane
Molecular function (GO): guanyl-nucleotide exchange factor activity
Source: RefSeq, a predicted model, not a curated record